Messenger RNA from Siniperca chuatsi (mandarin fish), 5511 nucleotides. RefSeq names its product ankyrin repeat and SOCS box containing 15a (gene asb15a). Lineage: Eukaryota; Metazoa; Chordata; Actinopteri; Centrarchiformes; Sinipercidae. The record is from RefSeq and is a predicted model, not a curated record. The transcript has 10 exons. Gene Ontology annotation, molecular function: RNA binding; RNA nuclease activity; protein binding. Bases 118 to 1824 code for a protein of 568 amino acids. Gene Ontology annotation, cellular component: cytoplasm. Gene Ontology annotation, biological process: intracellular signal transduction; RNA processing.
UGUGUGUGUGUGUGUGUGUGAUGGUGGGGGAGGGCAGUUCAGCCAUGAAACAAACACCGUGCUGCUGCCGCUGCUGCUUCGUCCUAUGACUACAACGCUGACACAUUAAUCAGAAGGAUGGAUGCAGCUGAUGGCAUGGAUGAAGACGAACUUCUGGACUACAACGUCCAGAUGAGCAUUCAGGAGUCGUGUCAGAGACAACAUCUGACAGGAUCAGGGAGGAGUGAAGCUCUGAAGCUUGUGGAAGCCAUCAAACAAGGUGACAUGUUGGCACUGCAGAAGCUCUGUGAUUUCCCAGCAGCCUUCAGUCAGGUGGAUGAGUGUGGCUGGUAUCCUCUGCACAGGGCGGCGGUCCAACCUCUUGUCCUGGUCCUGGAGACGGUGCUGUACGCGUCUUUCAGUCUGACUCUGGAGGAAAAUACUUCGGAGGGCGAGACCUUCCUGACUUUAGCAGUGAAAGCUGGUUUGGUGGAAAAUGUGAAGAUGCUACUGGACCACGGAGCUUCUCCUCACACCACCAACAGCAAGAACGAAUCCCCUCUGCUUUUAGCAGUCAGAGCCGGAUCUUAUCAGAUGGUUUCCACUCUAAUAGCUGGAGGAGCUCGGGUGGAGCAGGUGUGUCUGAAGAAGUGGACGGCCAUGCACGAGGCCUCCAGGGCCGGCUGUGUUCAUGUCGUGGAGCUCCUGUUGCAGAACGGAGGUCAGGUUUCAGAGACAGACCAGCAUGGAGUGACUCCUCUGGGCAUCGCUGCGGAGUACAGCCACCCUGAAGUCCUGGAGCUCCUCAUCAAACACGGUGCUGAUGUAAACGCCCAGGCGCCAAAUGGCGACAGUGUCCUGUACGAUGCUGCAGGUUCGGGGAAUCCAGACUGCAUCGACAUCCUGCUGCAGCACGGAGCAAAUCCCAACAUCCACAACCUGAGCUCCCAGCUGCCCAUCCACCACGCUGCAUACGAAGGACACUACCUAGCUUUGAGGAUUUUGAUCCCAGUCACCACUAGACGGGCCCUGCGGCUGUCCGGCCACAGCCCUGUCCACUCUGCCGCUGACGGGGGCCACGUCCACUGCCUGGAGCUCCUGCUGCAGAAAGGUUUCGACGUCAACGCGCUGUUAGCCCCUCACAUCUCUGAAAAUUACGGAGACAUGAGGAGAAGCCCGCUGUACUUUGCCGUCUCCAACGGGGACGCGACCUGUACUGAGAUUCUGCUGAAGUCGGGGGCCAAACCUGACCUGGACCCGCUGUGCUGCCUCCUGGUGGCGGUCAGGUCAGGGCGCUACGAGAUCGUUAAGCUGCUGCUGGCGGCCAAAGCAGACGUGAACUGUUACUUCACGGUGGUGAGCGACACGGUGUUUCCCACAGCGCUGCAGUACUGCCUGAAGGACGAGGUGAUGCUGAGGCUGCUGCUCAACAAUGGCUACGAUGCUGAGAAGUGUUUCUGUUGUAACCAUGACGACGACUGGGACGACCUAAGUGAGUCUGGUUACUCACAACAUCAGGAGGAAAAAGUUGCUUUUUGUGAUUUUGUCAGCGUCUCCUGGCUGGUGAACCUGGUGGGCCGUGUCGUGUCGAUCCUCCUCGACUACGUCGGUCAGGUUUCUCUCUGCGGCAAACUGACAAAGAUCCUGGAGAAACACAGGGAGUGGCCUCACAUUCACAGGACCACGCGUAACCCUCGUUCUCUGUCUCACCUGAGCAGAGUGGUGAUCAGGAAACACCUGAGCUGCAGUGGUCUGAUGUCCGUCCAGCUGCCCAACAGGCUGAAGGACUACCUGCUGUUCAAAGAGAACGACCUGUACGCCAAAAUCAUCUGCAGGCAGAACUGAGGAGAGGAGGAUUUCUAUCUUAUCAACUGAGUCUUAAAUGUCAGUAAUGACUUUAUUUCCUUUUGUGGUGUAUGUAACGGGGCCUGUAUUUAUCAAACAUCUACAAAUUACCACAUGGCCACAUGUGUUAGAUGUGAAAAUAUUUCACUGGAUAAGUGAAAGUUUGACCUGCUGGUGGCGUUACAUGGAAAGUCUGGGAUCACCAAAGUCAUUAAAAUUCAUACUCUGGGUACCAUGAAUGUCUGAACCCAAUUUUAUGGCAAUCCAUCCAAUAGCUGGUGAGAGAUUUCAGUCUGGACAAAAUGUCUUGACUUUGUCUUUCCAGAGAGAAGUUGGGUUUUCCCCCAUGUAGCGGCCAUCAGAGGAACUGCAACUGAACGAACUUCAGCUCUGACUGUAACAUUCAGCCGUAGCGUUUUCCAAUUGCACUGAACAACAACACACACUGACAGUAAACACAGCGAGGAGGUGUGAGCUGCUUCCUCUGGCUGACAGACAGUGAAAGCAGAUCGACUCUAAAUUUAACCUCCUGACCUGCAGAAACAACAACAAAUACAACAUGGCUCCACAUUCUGGUAGGUCACCCGAGAACCUGAUAACAGGAAGAGGUCACUUGUUCUGAAUGACCUCCAAACUGUUGACACCUGCUGGAAGGCAGCUGUAACCAGCGGGUGUGUGUGUUAAUGUGCUACAGUAAAAUAAAGCAAAGCACAUUCAGAUUAAAGUGAGACAGUAAAACAAGGAGUAUAUAACAUAUCCCAGGAGUUUCUUGUGACAUAACACUCCAUCCAGCGGCCAUAUUGGAGGACCUCUGCUCUGUGAACAGCUGAUUGUGUUUCUGUAUGUUUAAGUUAAAGCAGCAUUAAUUGGAAUUCUUGGCCACUUGGGGGCAGCAGAACAAGCUGAAAACACCACAUCUGACAUAACGUAGUUGUGGCUAACAUAUUAGCAACACACUAACAUCCAGCAAACACAGAGCUACAUGAUCAUCCCGUUGGAGUCGUAUUUGUAUUUACCUGGUGGAUUUGUCUGUCUGCAGUUUGGUGCUGGGCAGGUGUACGGUGGGUUUCAGAGCGUGUUUGCUGAAAACAGCUGCCUGCUGCUGGAAACACUGAGACUGAACCGGAAAGUAAAUGUGCUGUAAAACCAAAACCAGGAGCUAAAAGAGGCUAAAAAACUCCUGAGAGCUGCAAAAUUGGUGACAUUUCUCUGUGCGUUCAUCAUUACGAACACCUUUCACAUUACACAUCGUCCUUUGAUCCAUGGCUAAAAUAACAAUAUUGAUUAGUGUAGCUUUAAAUCCUCUUUUUAAUGGCAAGUGAUCAUUUCCUCACUGAUCCAUGGAACUGGUUUUGUCUUCAGUUUCAGCUUGUUACAAAAGAAACCAGAGAAAUUGUUUAGAUAACAAUAUCUGUCUGGUUGCUAACACAUCUGCGACAUUUUCCAGCUGUUUUGUAGCAGUUCUGAAGCCUCCAAGUGUCUCAGAGGGAAAAAAACAAACAUAAAAAGAUUGUCAAAAAGAAUCACGGAGAAGUGUAAUAAAUGAAUAAAGUUAGCUAAACACCGACUGUGAUAGAUUAUCUCUCUGCAUGUUGAUUUUUGUAAAAAUUAACUGAAACCAACGGCUGCCUGAAAGGAAGGAAAUGAAUCUAAAAACUGAUGAAUAUAAAAUUUUGUAUUAAUGGGUUAAACAUGCAGAAACCCGCAGUUUGGUCCGUUUGGUCCGUUUCCAUUCUCAGUCUGGACUGCACAGCUGGAUGACUGAUGCUAAUCAGCAAUAAUCCAGGUCAAAGGUCAAAUUUACAGCAGAAAUUGACAGUGUUGUUAUGUCACCCAGAGUCUUUUCACUUCAGACAUGCAACAUGAUACGACUGCCAAGCAGCUUGUUAAACAUGCUCAGUGAUGAUGUUGUUCCUGAGCUCUGAUGGUCGUCUUGGCAACCAAACAACAAACCACCCUCCCCUCAAAGAAACUUUAAUACUGAGGGUCAGUCCUACACAUUCAUACCAAUGUUACUCAUGCGACAAGUACAGGGGUAGACACAAUAAUGACAACACCUAUGCCACAUGGUAGGAUGCAAUACAACAGCCCUGCAGCUAAUAAACAGUAGCUCUGUGAAGAUUAUAAUGUUUAGUUUGUGUUCACACUGUGAUUCAACUCUACUGUGAUUUUAGGAGGUUGUAGUUUCUAUUAGACUGUACUAUAUUGUGUCCAGCUUUGUGAUUAUUUUGCUGAACACAGCAAUUUCAAAAUAAACUGCAGAUUUUUCAUUAUUUCAAAUUUUACCACAGGUUGCUAAAAUGACAGCGGCCUGAAUUCAAUUCACAUGGUUGACAGACUCGUAAUAAAUGACCCAGCAGUUUCCUCUGGCCCAAAUCUGGAGCCGAACAGAGCUGAUUGUUAAAGGAAAUGUCAGAUAACAUACUUGGCUCUUAUUUUCAUAGUUGUGUCCAUCAUUUUUAUCAGUAAUAAAAACAUUGUUCCCCAAAAAAGUUAAUAUCUGAGAUGUGGUAACACAGUGACAACACUAAAAAGUAGUCAUAUGGGUCAAGAAACACGAGGAGUCAAACAGUCAGACAGACUGGAGAGAAACUACAGACAAAACUAUCUAAAAAAGAUGUUGUAGUUGUAUGAUCCCAAAACUCAAUUUGGCCCAAGUUAGCGUCCCCAAAAUCAAACCAAAGCUGGCAGCCAUUAAUGGGCCAGAGCUGACUCGAUAUUGGUCCUCUAGUGCCAGAACUCAGCCGAGUGGGCCAACACUCGAACUAUUUCCUUUUUUUACUGUGAAAAUGAAUCUUACAGGUGUUUGACUGCCGGACUCUGUACCUCCAAGGCCUCCAAUCGCCCACUGUAACUCUACUGUCUUCAACAUUAAUAAUUUAAAUCUAAAUAUGUGAUAUAAGUGUUGCUUUCUAAUAUAUACUACAUUCAGUAAAGUUUAAGACCAUUCAAACAACAGCUGUGACUUUUCAGUUCGUGACCAUUGAUCGUCUUUGCAUUUUUUCUUUUUUUGGGUCUGGAAACAUGCAGUGUUUAGUGCUUGGUUCUUUCUCUUUCUAUUUAAUUUAGUAUGUUCUUUCUUUUUUGGUAACCACUUUCUGGAAACGGAGGUAAUACGAUGUGCAUUUUUAACAUUUGACCUCAGACUGGACUCCUGUGCUCCCUGUGGACAUUGUUGUAUUGUGAUUUGAUUAUAUCGAUCUAAUCUAAUUGUGUUGUUGAGUUCAUUCUUGACCUUGGAAACAGCAGUUGACAAAAAAAUCUCACCUCAAAGUCUAUUUAGUAGCUGUUCUGGAGCUUUCAGUCAUAUCACACAGUCUUCAUCAGCAGAUGGAGUUUGCUCAGUUGUCGGUAUUGAUGGAAUUACAAAUGUUCUAAUUUCCAUUUUGUUUAGCGCUUUUUUCUCUCGUUCAUGUUGGCUGAAAAAUGAUGAACAGCUACUAAAUAGAUUUUGGGGUGAGAUUGUUUUUUGUCCUGUGCUUCAGUUUUUAUCUGAGCUGCACUAAGACAAAUGAUUUUAUCACGGCAGUUAACCUUUAUCGACUGACAUAGCAAUAAGGUGUGAUUGUGGAGAUGAAAACCAACCACUACUUUGUUUUUGUUCCACCAAAUGUCCGUAAGAUAGUUGGGCAUUAUUACUUUGAAAGAGUCUUACAAAUCAAUCUGUCUUGACUUGAUGUUGUUGUG